Molecule: messenger RNA, 1084 nt
Organism: Haliotis rufescens (red abalone)
Lineage: Eukaryota; Metazoa; Mollusca; Gastropoda; Lepetellida; Haliotidae
Exons: 2
Coding region: 584-1051 (155 amino acids)
Source: RefSeq, a predicted model, not a curated record
ACUCUAGCCCACUGUUACGUAACCACCACCCCGUACCUCCAGCCUACUAUUACGUAACCACCACCCCGCCCACUAUUACGUAACCACCACCCCGUACAUCACCCUCAUUAAAAAGGCCAUUUAUCAAACUGCCACAUGCUGAUUUUGUUAUCUUUUAAUCUCCACUAAGCCAUAAACAUGGUAUUUAUUAACAUAAACCCACCAAUGCAUGUUGACCUAGUAGCUAUUAACAGCAGGUAUACCACCACUAAUCCAUAAACAUGGUAUUUAUUAACAAAAAACCCAUCGAGGCAUUUUGAUCUAGUAGCUAUUAACAGUAGGUUUACCACGUAAGCGUCAUUCUCCAAACACAUAUGGUGAUUAUGUACUUACAUCCAGGGUCAUGAUUCCCAGUCUCCCACAGUUUAACAGUGGACGCGGGUAAUGUAAUUGCCUGCGACCUUUCCCUCCCUCACAUCUUGUCAGUAGGACUAAGUUUAACUCAGUGAAAAAUUAUAGGGUCGUAUUCUAUGCAACCACACAGCGUAAAAGGUAAAUUGCAUAAAACCACAUCUAAACAACCUAUUUAAAUCAAUACCGGUCUAUGUCCAAAUACUGCCCAGCCUGCUAUCACACAAUGCAAUCUACAGCAAUCUGCUUCCUCAACCGCACUGCCAUGUACCCAGUCGCGCACAGAAUCCUAUGCUAUCUGGCUGUAGAGGUUUAUAGCAACUUGGAGCUUUUUAGACACCUCUACUUCCAUCUGAACCAAUUCAACAUCGGAAUAUUGAAGCUGCAUGUGGAUUUUGAAUUACUAGAACGCAUCUACAUCAGGAAUGAAGAAAAGAAGGAACGCCGAAGAACCACCACGGGAGAUUUUUUGCUCAGCCUUCAGCUACCGGUACAAAAUAUGGUGUGUAAUCACACACCCCUCAAAUUAAGCCGUCACAACACCACACAGCUUCCCACCAUAUACGAAGAUGAGGGGCACACACUGCCGGGGAGAGCCGGCAACAUGCAUUCGGGGAUGUUCCAUCAACAGAAAAGGAAUGCGUAUUUCCGGCCCUGCUAAAUGUUUAUAUUUAUGCAUUAAAUAAUGUAGCUU